Messenger RNA from Plectropomus leopardus (leopard coralgrouper), 297 nucleotides. Lineage: Eukaryota; Metazoa; Chordata; Actinopteri; Perciformes; Serranidae. The record is from RefSeq and is a predicted model, not a curated record.
GGUAACCUUGUCCUCCUCCUCCUCCUCGUCCUCCUCGUCCUCCUCGUCCUCCCCCCUCAGUAUGAGCUGGAGAUCUCCCGGCUGAAGGAGCGUCUGCGGGUGUCCGGCCGGCGUCUGGAGGAGUACGAGCGGCGGCUGCUGGCUCAGGAGCAGCAGAUGCAGAAGCUGCUGCUGGAGUACAAACACCGUCUGGAGGACAGCGAGGAGCGUCUGAGGAGACAGCAGGAGGAGAAGGACAGCCAGAUGAAGAGCAUCAUCUGCAGGUACGACAAGCUCCGCCCCUCUGGGAAACGCAGG